Molecule: messenger RNA, 2418 nt
Organism: Venturia canescens
Lineage: Eukaryota; Metazoa; Arthropoda; Insecta; Hymenoptera; Ichneumonidae
Gene: Cbs
Product: Cystathionine beta-synthase
Exons: 6
Coding region: 322-1839 (505 amino acids)
Cellular component (GO): cytoplasm
Molecular function (GO): cystathionine beta-synthase activity
Source: RefSeq, a predicted model, not a curated record
GCUUGUACUUAUUCCAGCACAUAGAACAAGCGACGAGUUCCAGCAAGUUCAGCAGCUCAGUGCGUCCGUGUACAUCGUAGAAGACGGACCGGUCGGUUAAUAACGAGUUAGUAUAUGUAUAUGUAGUUUGUGACCGCGUGGAGUUUUCGAAGAUUUCACAAGCUUGCGUGCGAUAGUGAGUCACACAUUAGAUCGAUAAACAAGAUAACAGAAUCUUUUUCCUUAAAUUUCGUCAGCCCGAACGAUAGAAAAAUUUGUAUUUUAACCAUCUAAAGUAUUACUGCGAGUUCUCGUUUUGUUGUUUAUCUUAUUUAAAUAACCAUGGAACUGGACCUACCGAACCGACCGUCAACCUGUACAUGGUCCAUAAAUGCUAAGGAUUCACCACAUACGAAACGAGACGAAACUAGCAACAGGAAUAAAAUACUGCCAGAUAUUUUACAUGCCAUUGGACAAACGCCCAUGGUACGCCUCAACAAUAUUACAAAAUUACAUGGCAUCAAAUGUGAAAUGUAUGCAAAAUGUGAAUAUUUCAAUCCAGGAGGUUCGGUCAAGGACAGAAUUGGUUAUAGAAUGGUGCUGGAUGCAGAAGCCAAAGGUAUAUUGAAACCAGGCUGCACAAUAAUAGAACCAACAAGUGGAAACACUGGUAUAGGGCUGGCCAUGGCAGCAGCUGUUCGAGGGUACAGAUGCAUUAUAGUUAUGCCUGAGAAAAUGUCCAAUGAAAAGCUCUACACCCUCAAGGCUUUGGGUGCUGAAAUCAUAAGAACUCCAACAGAGGCAAGCUGGGACAGCGAGGAGGGUCAUAUUGCGACUUCGCAGAAAUUGAGAAGUCAAAUUCCUAACAGUGUUAUACUUGAUCAGUAUACAAAUCCUGGAAAUCCUCUGGCUCAUUACGACGGAACAGCGACUGAGAUUUUAGAGCAGUGUGAUGGAAAAAUUGACUAUUUUGUUGGAGGUGCUGGUACAGGUGGCACGAUAAGCGGUAUUGGUCGUAAACUCAAGGAAAUGUCUCCUGAAACAAAGAUUAUUGCUGUCGAUCCGGAAGGCAGUAUUUUAGCAGAUAUCGAUGAAUCUGACGCCGAAGCGAGUUCCAUUAAAUUUUAUGAGGUUGAGGGAAUUGGGUACGACUUUAUUCCAACGGUGCUCGAUCGAAACGUUAUCGAUAAUUGGGUGAAAAGUAACGACCACGAGGCGUUCACAAUUGUACGAGAGCUCAUAAAAACCGAAGGUCUGUUAUGCGGCGGAAGCAGCGGUUCCGCUCUUUCAGUAGCUCUGAAACUAGCGAAAGAUCUUCCAGCCGAAAAACGCGUUGUGGUCCUUUUGCCCGAUGGCAUAAGGAAUUAUAUGACCAAAUUCGUUUCCGACCAUUGGAUGGAGGCGAGAGGAUUUGCGGACGUUCCACAGCCAGUGGAAUCCAACAAGUGGUGGUGGAAUUUACACAUUUCAAAUCUCAAUAUCACAAAAGGGAUGAGCCUUCCUCAAAGCGCAACUUGCCAAGAAGCGUUAAAUCUUCUUGAAAGCGAAAAACUGGAAAGAAUCCCAAUUACGAGCGAUAAUUUCAUAAAAGGUCUUGUAACUUUGCACACUCUCAUGAGCCGACUAAUAGCAGGGUCGGUGAAAAAAAGUGAUCCUGCUACUGAGGUGAUACAGAGACAAUUUCUGAAAGUUUGUCGAAUGACAACUCUUGCCAGACUUUCAAGGAUUCUCGAAACUGACGCUUUUGUAGUCGUUGUUGACGAACAUGAUCAUGGCCAUUUCAUUGGACUCGUUACUCAGAAAGACCUUUUUAAUUUCAUCAGCAAAGGCGCUCAACCAUGCACCAAUGGAAACGCUUGAAUUUCAUAAAGAAACAGAAACUAAUACACGACUAUUCCGGAGCCUUGUUUGUGCCGUUGCAUAUCAAAAAAUCUCAUCAUACAACGAUAUCCAAUUAAGAAAGCGAAAAAUCACGAUAAUGAAAAACGAUUAAAUAUGUAUGAUCAUAAAAUCUGAAUAAUUGAAAAAAAACCCUGAUCGAAUAUUUUAGAUAAUCAAGUGCAAUAUACGAUAAAGCCCAGCAAAAACACAUGUUUUGUGGACGAAAAUGAAAGAAAAUGUAGCAAUUUCAAUAGGGUUAAAAAAAAGACUUUUGGUUGAUGUAUACUGAUGUGAAUAUCAGGAUCAUUGUGACCAAAAAUUUUUACUAUAUGUACAUCAUUGGUUUUAAUCCCAAGGGUCAAUUUUUUAAACAACUUCAUCACGACUAAUGCUAGCUCUAAAAUUUACUGCAGUAAAUUCUCAAUUUUCUUUGCUUAAAUAUUUUCUUUUUUGAAAAUACAAGUAAAAAACAUUAAAAGAAAAACCAUUUCCAUGCUUGUUGCAACCGAACUGAUGUUCCUUUAAAAAAGUAAUUUAACAAGAUAACGAUGAAAAUUU